CUUGAUUUACCGGAGAAGUCGUCGUCUCCGCCGCGAAACAAAGAGUUUUGUGAAUUCAAAGGCAGAAACAUUGCGAUCGGAGAAGAGAUAUACGACGGCUGCCGAGCGGUCUGUCACUGCGGAACCGACGCCCGGCUUAACUGUGCGGCCAUUGAGUGUCCGCACAAUUUCGCGCCCCAUGUUUCCGAUUGUCUCGAGUGGGAUAUUGACCCCCAUUUCAUUCCCACGCCUCCCAAUUGUUGUCCCAAACCUAAGUGCAAAAACGACGGCUCGUGUUCUUUCGCUGGAAUUCGGUUUCCAAACUUCAAACACAUUCCUCAGGAACUACUUCCAUGUGGCACCCGAUGUGUCUGUCUUAAGGGCAAAGUUGACUGUGAAAACCGCUGUCCUUCAGUACCAGAUAUCCCACCGCCACAUAUGCCAUGUCCUGCAACCCAUGCCUAUCGGGGACAUCUGCCCGCUAAUCAUUGCUCACACAAUGGAAAGCGCUAUAAAUUGGGUGAACAAUGGGAUGAGAAGGGGCAGGGGGUUAAAAGGCGAUGCCAGUGUAGUAUUACCAAUGGAUUACCACAUGUUCAGUGUCAUCCAGGAGGAUGCCCGCAGAUAACUGAUCGCUUUUUGCAGCCCACCCUUGACUGUCCCAACCCGACUAUUGUAAUACCUGAUGACCCGGUCGUACUCUGUCCUUACGUUAUAUGUAACGACUCUAAAGACUCAGGUCGAGAUCUAGAGCACGUGAACAUCGUGGCCAUUAACUCGACGUCGGCCCGGAUCCGAUUCACACUGCCGUCCCUUCUGGUGGGACUGAUCGGUCACGCGGAGCUGCACUACACGCCAGACAUGAGUAUUCCGCGGUCGCAGUGGAAUAUCCAGAAGUUCGCGCGACCCAAACGACUCUUUGACACUCCAAACAUUGAGUACCAUUUGGGAAACCUUAGUCCAGACACCACUUACUUCUUCCAAAUACAAGUCAUCAUCGAAGCCCUCCAGUCGGGCCCCGAGAGCGAGGUCUAUAAACUCUAUUUACCUCCCAUCCCCUCCACUGCCAGCACAACCACUUCCACCACUACUGUUCCGCCAAUGAUUAUGCUCGACGUGCAGCUCAAUGCCGUCUCCAAUGAUUAUAAGACACUGAAAAUCUCGUGGAGAGUAUUCAGUGCACCGGAGAAGAAGUUUAUCGAUGGCAUUCAGAUUCGCUAUAAAAACGCUGAAAAAGAUCAAAAUGAAUGGAAGGCAUCGCCAAUACUUCAUCGGGAUGUCAGGUCUUACGUGUUAAGAGACUUAGAGCCCGGUGUGUCAUAUGCUGUGGACUUAUUGUUCACAUCAAACCCUGAGAUCCCGACUCACAUCAUAUCCACAAAACCAAUUGUGAUUGAUAUGCCGUCGCCUCCGAAAGACUUAUUUGACAUAAAUGUCACAAUACAUCCCAAUGAUGUCAAUGUUGAUACACUUCACACCACAAUCAAAAUGAAUGACCUGCCGGUGCCAAUCAAUAAGUUUAUAAAUGUGGUUAAGAUAUCCUAUAGAAGUGAAGACAGUAUGGAAUUGUUGCACACUUUCAAAGAUCCUGACGGAGAGGGAAGGCUCGUCUUGGAUGGACUCAAGCCUGACAGAAGAUAUAAAGCGUGGAUUGAUCUCUAUUUAACAAACGGCAAAACUGUGUCAUCAAAUGCUAUUGAAUUCACAACAAAAGACAGGCCGCUGUCGUCUAUCGAUAAAAUAGACAUUUCGGCCAAUGAGGCGGAAGCUCUUCGGGAGAGCGAUAUUAUGGACGGAAGAUAUCUCUACUGUCUGGUCAUUGUGUCCGUGUUUGCGACGGUCACUGGCAUUGCAUUUGUGGUGGUUUUAUAUUUUCUACUUCGAAAGCAGUCGUCAGCGAAGGCACCCAUAACUAGAGCGCCGUCAGAGUCUGCCUAUGAUAACCCAACAUAUAAGACAUACGAAGUCGGCGAAAGACCAGUAGAAGAGAAUGGCAUUAAAAACGGCACAAUUCAGGCAUAA
Oppiella nova is the source of this 2001-nucleotide messenger RNA. NCBI's taxonomy places the organism in Eukaryota, Metazoa, Arthropoda, Arachnida, Sarcoptiformes, Oppiidae. The record is from the annotation of a GenBank genome assembly.